AUGCAUCUACUGGGCCCUCAUCCUGAGGUGACAGUUAAGGAGGAUAGGCUCAAUGCGCUCAUUAAAGCAGUUCGUAUAAAUGUUGAGCCUUUUUGGUCAGAUAUGUUUGCAAAGGCUCUGGCCAAUGUCAACUUCUGGAGCCUUAUGUGCAAUGUACAGGCUGGUGGACCCGCUCCAGCAGCUGGCCCUGCCCCAGCAGGAGGUCCCACCCACUCCACCAGUGCUGCCCCAGCUGAGGAGAAGAAAGUGGAAGCACAGAAAGAAGCAUCCUAG
Molecule: messenger RNA, 273 nt
Organism: Rhinolophus ferrumequinum (greater horseshoe bat)
Lineage: Eukaryota; Metazoa; Chordata; Mammalia; Chiroptera; Rhinolophidae
Product: 60S acidic ribosomal protein P1-like
Exons: 1
Coding region: 1-273 (90 amino acids)
Biological process (GO): cytoplasmic translation
Cellular component (GO): cytosolic large ribosomal subunit
Molecular function (GO): protein kinase activator activity; structural constituent of ribosome; ribonucleoprotein complex binding
Source: RefSeq, a predicted model, not a curated record